UCUCGGUUACCGACCCGUCUUGGAUACCCAGCAGUUUCUCUGAGAAACAUCAACACAGUUACCCGGGAAAGAGACCUCAGAGGCGGGGAGCGGCGUUUCUCUUUAGGGACCUCACAGCGGAUCUGGAUACUUUGUUACACAGACACACACCGACACGACAACAAUGGAUGAAUGUCGUUAGAAAAAGUUGCUAUCUUAGUUAGCUAACAUUGGUUUGCUAACGUUAGCCGGCUAAUGCUAACGUUAGCAAACAGCUGAAACUGAAGAAGAAGUCUGAUGAAGUUUGGAUUUUAUUAUCACGAGGACGGCAACAUGAAUCUGGACAUCUAGAUACAUCGGUUCCUUUCAUUACAGGUGAAUGAGAGCGAUGAGGAGCAGCAGGAGGCCGGAGGUGUCUGCUCAGCAGCUGACUGAUCACACUAUUGGCACAGAGCUGACAACGGCAUGGAAGAGUUUAACUCAGUCCAAAGCUGCUUUGCGGCAUAUAGAAAACCGCCUGGAAGCCGCUCCAGGUUCAGGUGUUGUCCUGGAAUCGGUCAUGGACCCCAAGAAGAAGUCCUCCAGGACGGUGCGCUGCAGAGAUGGACAACAUGCUGACGUCACCGCGGGGUCUUCUAAGCGCCGGGGGCGGAGUCAGCAGAGUCCGGAGAAGAGCAGCUCUCGCAGCCCGCUGAGGAACGCCACGCAGGACAGCAACGUGCGGAGGAACAACAGCGUGGAGUUCAGGGAGCCGCUGGCCUCCUACAGAGAGGCCACCCCUCCACCAAACCCCCCCUCUCAGCUGGAGGCCUUCAGCUUUCAGUCCUCCUCCUCCAAUCCCCCCUCAGACCCCCUGCUGAGCCAGAUGGUUUACCACAGAGACACCAGGGACUCUCAGACGGACCGGGACCAGGACAGCACUCGCUCCUCGGCUCUGGAGGGCACGGAGGUCCGAUUCCUCAACGACCGCUCAGCCCUCGACUCCAUGAGGACCGCCAGGGUCUCUGCGUGGGAGCAGGACAACACCCCUAAACCUGCCCUGGACUCCAUGAGGACCGCGGGGGUCAGAGUCUCUGCAUGGGAGCAGGACAACACUCCCAAAGCACAACCAGGCAUGGAGGGACAGGAGUCGAGCCCGAGUUUAGCUCCAGGAUCCGCACAAAGAGAGGAGAACACCCCCUCGUCGAGCCCAGGAUCAGCCUCUCAGCGGCUGGAGAACCUCCGGCGGCACCAGCCUGACGACAAGCUGGAGAAACUCAAAGAGCGCAUCCGGAGGCAGAGGCAACAUCUGGAGGAGGCGGCAGAGAGAGAGAAGCUGCUGUUCAACCUGGAGCAGCCGGACGUAGAAGCUGUGGGGAGCAACAACGCCGGCACCAGCAACAUGCACAAAAUAAUACGGAAAGUAGCAGCUGCUCCACCGGCUCCGAUAUACAAAGGUUUCAACAGCACUGAGACGAAGAUCCAGACUCCUGAUGGGAAAGUCUGGAAGGAGGAGGAGUUCCAUAACCUCAGCAGAGAAAUAUACAGAGACCUGUCCCGACAGUUUGCUGAGAGCACCAGAUCCAGACAGCAGCACCAGAAGGAACAGAGAGCAGACAGAUCCAGAGAGAGGAGGCCCCCCAAACCAGUGAGGAAGGUCCACAGAGCGGCCCCUUCCUCUGAAGCAACCGCCAAACCAGUGAUCAGCCCUGCGUCGUGGAGGGACGGCCAGAAGCUGGUGAAGAUGGUUCUGGGUCCGGUUCCCAAGCUGCCCCGUGAAGAGGAGCUGCCAGCUGACAGACUGAGCAGAGCAGCUUCCCGUCACCGCUCCAGUUCAGAACCGCGCUCAGAAUCAAACCCCCGGCACCGCCCCAGCAGCUCAGAGAGACCCAGCGCUGGAUUUAAAUCAAAAAGCCGCUGCACAGCCACCUCCACCCCCCAGGAGAAGGCCCAGAAUACGGGUGUCGGUACAGACCUCCUGUCAGCUGACAUCCAGGGGAUCCUCGACGACCUGCAGCUGGAGUGCAGAGCGGCAGAGCGGGAGGAAAGAGCCCGGCAGAGAGCUCGAGGAGGGGGGAGUGCACGGAGAGGAAGAGGGGGGUCUGGCUCUCGAACCAGGACUCCGGUUUCUGCUUGGGGGGCCACUGCUGCAACAGGAAGUUCCUCGAGAGGCUGCCGCAGCGCCAGCCCCAUCCCCACCUCACACCAAACACAGGACCCCAAAAAGAGACACUACGACGCAGACUCUGUGCGGCAGUACAUCAGCCGGCAGCAGGAGGAGAGGAAGAGGAGGCAGGCGGAGGAGAAGAGGGCGAUGAAGGAGGAGGCGGAGAGGAGGAACCAGAGACUAAAGGAGCUCUACAGGAAGCAGAGAGAGGCAGUGAUAACUGCUGAGGCUCCUGAGGCUCCUGUGCAAAGACGACUGCAGGAGACAUACGACAAACUGCUGCUGGAGGACAGCCGGCUGGGAGAGGAGACGCAGACGCAGCCUGCUGCUGAGUCUAUUCACAUGAGGCCAAUGUACCAGCCCUCAGGAGAGUCGGACAAAGAGAACAAACGACUGGAAGCCCCUCAGAGCCCCUCGAGCAGCGACAGGUCUCUGAACGAUCAGCAUCCUGCUCCUUUAUCCAGGAAUGAUCUGGAUACUGGCCUUGCCUCUCUGCUGCAGCCGGAGCACCUGAGCAGCAGCACCAUGGCUCCUUAUGGAGACCAUUUCCUGUCCCACCUGCUCAGGAUGGAGUCUGCGGUGAAGCAGCGUCCGACACCAUCUCCCUCCAUCAGGCCGAACUCUAAGAUGUCCCGCAUCGAAGCCCUGAAGGCCACCGCGGCUUCCCUCUCCAACCGCAUCGAGAGCGAGGCGCGCAAGAUCGCUGGGGACGGGGUCAACUACGAUUUAGAAACCCCCAUGGAUGUUAUAAGACCCUCUCAGGGGGAUCCUGACGCUGGAAGCUGGGCUGAAAACGAUGACGUGGCGUCGAGGAUCCAGAGGAUUCUGACCAGCACAGGUCAUACAAGUUCAUACAAUGGCACGGCUCUACCAGGAGCAGGACAUCUACAUGCACUCAGGGGACAGAGAGACAGCAAGGGUACACACACCUUUACAAACAAUCCACACACACCUGCAGACGAGACAGGGCUCAACACACAUGAGAGGGAGAGGCUGGUCAACGGCUUGGACAGAGUGGAGAGAAUGGAUAACGGAGAGUCAAGAAGAGAGGAUAAGAAUGGGACUCUUGACUCCAGUGCCGGGUCCAUCAGCGAGGGUCCUCUGCUGAGUGAGGGGAGUUUCUCUGAGGAUGAUGUAAGUCCUCCUCACCCCUCCUCCUCCUCACACGGUCGUUUCCCCCGAGCAGCAGCAGAGCGUCUGGAGGCGGCGGAGUACUGCGCGGGGCAGAGGAAGGACUACCACAGGCUGUCGGAGUUUCAGAGGGAGGCGGCCAAGUGCUCAACCCUCAGCUACACGCAGCACGACAGCAGCAAAGCACCCUGGGAGGAGCUGAACAAAGGGAGCCCUCUGAGCGUCAUCAACAUCUACACCAAGAACCUUCAGGGCAGACUUCCAGGGAGUGAGAGGAACCCCCCCUCUGCUCUCCCUCCUCCCUCUGCUAACGGCCAUGUAGACGCAGCGGUGUAUGAAGACGACUUUGUGUCAUUGCACAGCAGCGGAGCGAGCGCACAGUUAAAGAGAGGCUCCAACUCACGCAGUGUGAACAGUCACUUUGAGGAGCUGAUGAGGAGGUCACCGUAUGACAAAAGUACAGGAGGCAUCAGUUCCCAGCAUUCAUCCUUUCACUCGUCUAUUCACUCGUCUAUUCACUCCCCUCAUCUCUCCUCCGGAUCAACCCCUGCCUCCUCAAAACACUCUGCCAGAAGAAUAGGCGCAGCAUCAGACCACAGCGAUGGCACUCUGGUGGAAGAUCACAGGAGCUCCUGCUCUCCUCCUUCAGACGCUUUAUCCUCCGACUCCAGGAGGAGAGCCUCGGACAAAAGCUCUCCCAACAGCCAGGCCAGAAGCGUCCGCUCUAACGAGGCUUCAGGGGAAACUCCAGAGCUUUCUCACCACAGUAAGAAGUCUUCAGCGCUCAGACACAGGAAGGCGUCUCCUUCGUCCUCCGGCUCUCCUCCAGGAGGAAACUCUCCCGGUGAGAGGAGUGGCUCUCUGGGGGGCAAUAACCCAAACACCUCAGCGCGCAGUGGAAGAGCCGAGACCAAGACCACAGGUGACCUGCAGUACUCCCCUGCUGUCCUUCAGCAGCGAAUGGCCGCAGAGCUUCAUCACCUGGAGACCAUGGAGGAGUCGGUGCGUCAGCUGGGAGACGUGGAGCGGGUGAUGGGAGUGUCCAUGGCUCAGCAGGAGAGCGUCUCAUUGGCCCAGAUGCUCAAGGCACGGCAGCUGGCUCACGAUCGUGACCUCUACGAACUGAAGAUCAAAGCUGAGAGAGAAGCGCUGGAGACGCAACUACAGCUGGAGGAGAACAGACAGAGAGUGGCCAGGGCUCAUCAACUGCAGGAGAACUUGGCGUCGAAUCAGAAGGACACGUUGGAGGGUCUCCAGGAGGCGGCUAAAGAGAUGAUGAGUCAUCAGGCGGAGGCGGCGCGGUACACGGCCGACACCGCCCGACACAUCCGAGAGAUGGCAGAGUUGGCGCGCUCGCAGAUAUCUGGAGUUUUGGCCCCUCGUGAUGUUUCUGACUCCUCCAUGUUGGACGAGCGGGAAGAACAGCAGAGCUCCUACUCAAAGCAGCGACACGACAGAAACGAGUCCGACAGCUUCAGUAGUGAGGUUUCCAACAGAAGGACCAGGCCGGAGGAGACGCUGUCCUCCCUGAACAGCCUCAGUCCCUCUGACUCUCUGUCCUUCAGAAGACCCAACAUCAGUGGAGCGGACUCCAGCAGCCACCACAGCCCUUCACACGCCGCGUUUGAGACCAGAGACCGGACGAAGAAAGAUGCCAGAGAAGGGAAGAGGAGGAAGGAGACGAGGAAGGAGGAAGGCAGCAGCUCCAUCGAGGAAGAAGUUCAAAAAGCAGCCAAUGAUUCUCUCUGCAGCGACAGCAUCCCCUCUGCAGUGGAUAACAAAGGAGACACUACGUCCGUGGCAACGGAAUACUCUCUGAAGUUUGACGAGUCGAUGACGGAGGACGAGAUCGAGGAGCGCUCGUUUCGCUCUCUGCUGCCGUCUGAGGCGCACCGCAGGGGAACCAUGGAGAAGAAGCCCCGCCCCCACGAUGAGUCAGAGGAUGACGGAGCCAAUCACAACGCCACAGUGGUUUCAGGGGUUCAACACAUGUUAAAGCCUCAGGACACCAGCAUGUCGUUCGCGGGCGGGCAGGACAGCUUCUCUCAGUUCACGAUGGACAUGGUGCGUCAGUACAUGAAGGACGAGGAGGUGCGUCUGCAGCACCAGAGCUCGCUGCUGCACCUCCGACAGAAGGCCGUCAAAGAGAAGACCAAAGCUGAGCUGGCCUGGCUGGAGCACCAGAAGAAGAGACUGAGGGACAAAGGAGAGGACGACAAGAUGCCUCCAAUCAGGAAGAAGCAGAGGGGCCUCCUGAUGAAGCUGCAGCAGGAGCAGGCUGAGAUCAAGAGGCUUCAGGAGGCCAACAAAGCGGCCAGGAAGGAGCGGCAGCUGUUGCUGAAGCAGCAGGAGGAGAUCGAGCGGAUGAGAAACUCCACCCUCCGCCUGAAGGAGCGUCUGAAGAGCGCCGGGGGGGAAACUCCACCUGAGACCCCCGUGUCAGAGACCCCCCUCUCAGAGUCAGCCUCCCCCAACAUGAGACGCAGCCCCUCCCCCCCGCUCUCCAUCUCUGGAAGUGAGACCAGCAGCAUCAUGCAGAAGCUCAAGAAGAUGCGCUCCCACACGGACGAGAAACUCUGCUCUCCUGUCCACUGCUUCUUCUCUGUGUUCACGGCUCACCACUGGGCCUCCCUCAGUGUCUGUCUUCCCAACCUCCACCCUAAAUUCCAGAUUUUUAUCUACAACCAUUUGGUCAGGUUCCUGACGAAGCGAGAGCAGGUGCUGAUGCAGAGGCGGCACCAUGCGGAGGAGCUGCUGCAGUGGAAACAGCGCCUGGAUCGAGAGGAGGCCGAGGUCAGGAGGAUGGAGAAGGAGGCGCUGGCUUUGUGGGACAGAACAACAUCUCGAGACGGGGCGGAGAGUCGGGAGAACGAGGUUUAUGACAUCAGCCCGAGUCUCCGUCAGAGCUCAGAGCCCAGGACUGACAGCGAGAAAGAGUAUGUGAGUGAGGACUGUUCCUCAGUGACUCCUGACUCCAGCGUCCACACGGAGGGACCACAGACAGGAAGUCCAGCUUCAGAUCCACCUGCUUCAAACCCUGAAACUCCUUCAGGAACCUCCGUGCAGAACAGCCCUGCAAACUACAGCCAGGACUUCACCUCUCCCAGCAGACAGUCUCUGAGAGGAAGCCUCGCCCCCGCAGCCUCUCCUUCACACGGCAGCAAGAUGCAGCUCCGAGCCUCCAACCGGACUGACCUUCCUCCAGAGCACAUUUCAGACCAGAGUGACAUAGAGAGCCGAAUCCGGGGUCUGAAGGAGGAAGUGAGGAAGAGGAAGUUUAUGGCCUACCAGCUGAAGAAGGAGCAGAAGAAGAGACACAAAGAGCACCUGAAGGCGCAGGAGGCCAGCCUGCUGAAGCAGCUGGAGAGCUACAACAACUUCAUAGAGAAAACUAAAGCAGAGCUGAACAAGAAGCCGGACUCAACGCCUGAUAACUCCCAGAUCAGAGAUUCAGUCGCAGAGCAGACGAGCAUCACAACACCUGCUGACAGGUGUGAAACCGGCACCAUCUCUGGAAGGACGCACAUUGAGGCUUCAUUGGAUCACAAUGCCGUCCCUCAGCCUGACCUCAGCAGACCCUCCUCAGUUCCUGAAGAGUUGUCUGAUGAAGAUCCCCCGACUGUGACUCCCACCCCGGUGCACGGCAGCCCUCAGAGAUCCUAUCAUGAGCCGGAGGUGAAAGUGAGCUCAACGUUUGAGGAUCAACCGUCUGAGCGUCUCCUCGUCUCCAAAGCAUCUGUGACCCUAGAGGAAGACAAAGAGUUAAAGACGAGGGAAGCAUCUGAAGCUGAGAAAUCUAACAUCAUCACCUCUAAUAAUAAUUCAGCUGCAGAGGAACUCAAUCUAAACGAUAGAUCUGCAUCCAGUGACUCCUUCUCCAUUAAAGACGUGGAAGGCUCGUCUCCCAGAGCAGACGCUUAUCACGAUGACUUUGAGUCUUCAGUGGAUUCUUCUCCUAGGGAUCACGACUCCAAACCUGCUUCUCAGAUCUCCAGAAAGGACGAGGAGGAAGUGGAGGAGGAAGUAUCUGAAGAUCUGAGUCACCGUUCGGGGACGAGUGGAGCGAGCCGUCAUUCUGCGAGACUGCUGGAUUUUCAGAACAACGCAGAAGAAUCCAAACUUCUCCACUCGCCUCCCUCUCCCGUUAGAGAUGAAAUGCUUAGCUUUAAUAUCGGGGAUCGAGUUCUUGUCGGCGGUGUUCAGCCGGGAACGCUGAGGUUCAAAGGGCCGACCAGCUUUGCUAACGGUUAUUGGGCCGGCGUGGAGUUAGAUAAAUCCGAAGGGAGCAACAACGGCACCUACGACGACGUGGUUUACUUCGAAUGCGACAAAAGCCACGGCAUCUUCGCUCCUCCGGACAAAAUCUCACACCUGCCGGACAAGUUUGAGAUCUACGCCGACACCACGGAGGACGAGGACUCCUUCUGUGACCCUCUGUCGGAGAAAGGGGAUAAAGAAACAAAAAAGGGGGGGCGGGACUCCGAAAAGAGGAAUGAAAAUGAACCAACAUCUAAUGAUUUCAAUAACUCCGGAGAUAAAAGAGUUACGGACAUAUCGAACAAUAAUGUCAAAGAAUCCAAGCAUCCUAUUUCUAAUGGCACGGACAUUAUGCUGCAUUUUGAAGAUGCACCCACCACCCUCCUCAUCUCUGAUAUCGACCUGGGGAAGCAGAACCAGAAGGAGAUCGCCCCCCGUGUGGAGAGAGAGGAGAUCUCCCCCCAGAGGAGGGUCGACUCACGUGAGGUGAAAGUGUCUGAGGAGGGGAAACAGAAAGCGUUACUGGACUCGGUCGCAGACCAGCUCCUCAACAACUUCAUGACGGACACGGUGGCGCAGUUUGCUGAAAUUAAAAGGGCUAAAGAGCAAAAGAUAGACGCCUCCAAUCAGAUGAACGGAGAGGAAGGUGUUGAUGAAGAGGAGGAGGAGUGGUUCCCAUCUGUUCAACAGAAGGACGGGCUGCCCUUCUUCCUGCCUUCAGAGAAAGAGGAGAUGACGUCUCCAGAGCUGUGCAACCAACCUGAGAGUCCGAUCCUGGGGGUCAGCGGGCAGGAGGAGCUGGUGAAGCGCCUGGCGGAGCUGGAGUUAAGCCGUGGACUUCUGGAGGAUCUGGGCGACGACCAGGACUGGUUCGAUGAGGACUUUGGCCUCAGCUCCCGCAGAGAGCAGCAGAGAAUCAAACGGAGGGAGGAAGACGAGGAGGAGGACGAGGAGGAGGAGAGGCUGGGGAGGUUUUCAUCAUCCCUGGGGGGUUUUAUCUCAUCCUCAGGGGGGGAGCAGCAGGUUAAGAUCCCCCCCAGACCUGAGCUUCCUCUCCCUCUGCCUCCAAAACUCCCCGAGCAACCCGCCAUGGUGGUUCCUCACUCCGCCACCGAGGUGGAGAAGAUGGUGCACGUCGCCACGCAGGAGAUCUGGGAGAGCUCUGGCCUGGGGAGGGAGGGGGGGGCACGGAGCCUCGCUCAGAUGCCCACCCCCCAACCCUCGCAGGAGUAUCUGGGGAGGAAGGAGGCCGGCAGCCAGGAGCAGGAGGCAGUCUGCAUCCACAGCUACAGAAAGGCGGUGUUCGACCUGACGUGGGAGAUGCUUCAGGAGAUUUACAACGAGGAACCGAGCUCCGAUCAGCCUCAGUGGGUCAAACCACGGAGAGUCAGAUCCUCCUUCUUCCACAGAGUCAAAAGCUCAGGAGACCUCAACAAGAUCCAGGAGUUCAUCUCAGCAGAGGUCCUGAAAGUGUACGGUCUGAGCAAAGAUCACAGCCUGAAGACCGACUGGCAGAAGAUGCUCAAGUUUGGCAAAAAGAAGCGAGACCGAGUCGAUCACAUUCUGGUCCAGGAGCUCCACGAGGAGGAGGCUCAGUGGGUGAACUACGACGAAGACGAGCUGUUUGUGAAGAUGCAGCUUGCCGACAGCAUCUUCGACGCUCUGCUGAAAGACACUGCCAACACACUGACGCUCAUCUACGACAAGCGGGCCAAGAGAGAAAACAACCCGAAACUCCAAGCUCCAUCUUCCUCCUGACAGACUAAGAACUACAAGCUCCACCCUCUCCUGACAGACUAAGAACUACAAGCUCCAUCUUCCUCCUGACAGACUAAGAACUACAAGCUCCACCCUCUCCUGACAGACUAAGAACUACAAGCUCCAUCUUCCUCCUGACAGACUAAGAACUACAAGCUCCAUCUUCCUCCUGACAGACUAAGAACUACAAGCUCCAUCUUCCUCCUGACAGACUAAGAACUACAAGCUCCAUCUUCCUCCUGACAGACUAAGAACUACAAGCUCCACCCUCUCCUGACAGACUAAGAACUACAAGCUCCAUCUUCCUCCUGACAGACUAAGAACUACAACCCCCACCCCUCUCCUGACAGACUAAGAACUACAACUCCCAUCCCUCUCCUGACAGACUAAGAACUACAACUCCCAUCCCUCUCCUGACAGACUAAGAACUACAAGCUCCACCCUCUCCUGACAGACUAAGAACUACAACCCCAUCCCUCUCCUGACAGACUAAGAACUACAACCCUCUCCUGACAGACUAAGAACUACAACCCCCAUCCCUCUCCUGACAGACUAAGAACUACAACCCCAUCCCUCUCCUGACAGACUAAGAACUACAACCCUCUCCUGACAGACUAAGAACUACAACCCCCAUCCCUCUCCUGACAGACUAAGAACUACAACCCCCAUCCCUCUCCUGACAGACUAAGAACUACAACCCCAUCCCUCUCCUGACAGACUAAGAACUACAACAGCCAUCCUCUUCCUGACUGAUUUAAAGAACUUCAACCUCUUUCUGUUUCCCGCCAUUUCCCGUCUUCCACCAGCUGACGUGCCAACAGCGACCCUCGGAUGCCUUCGACCCCUCGUUACCUCUCAGAUAAACGUCUGGAUUUUCCUUCAGCUAACUUUUUUUAAUAAUCUAUAACACACACACUUCUGUAACCUGAACACACACUUCGUCUCGCCUCCUUUUUUCGAGCGCCGGCUGGAGAAUAAGAAAAUGUUUCUGAUGGACUGUACCAUUUUGAUGGACUGUACCAUUUGAUGGACUGUACCAUUUGAUGGACUGUACCAUUUGAUGGACUGUACCAUUUGAUGGACUGUACCAUUUUGAUGGACUGUACCAUUUGAUGGACUGUACCAUUUUGAUGGACUGUACCAUUUGAUGGAUUGUACCAUUUUUGAUGGACUGUACCAUUUGAUGGACUGUACCAUUUGUACACCGUAUGUAACGUCCAUCAAUGCUGCUAAACGGACCGUUCCAAAGGGGCGGGUGAUAUAAAACCACCUGGAACUAAAGUAGGUUGUGUUGAAUCUGUAAGUAACUAUAAAUAUAUAUAAAUACUGUAUAUAUGGAUUCACAAAUUGUAAUAGAGUAGCAGAGAAUAUACGGUGUACUCCUUGACGAGUUGAAACUGUGAUUACAGGGUUUUUACAUCCAGAAUCUUUUUAUUAAAGAGUCAAUUAAAUUAAAAUAUGAUCUCUAUAAGACUCGGACGUUACAGCCGUCUUUACUUCUCGAUUGUUUGAGACUUUUUACUGGUUUUGAGGUACUAGAAAAUGCUUAAUUGGACGUGUUUCUCCUCAUUUUGGCUUGAACUGAUUCGGCUAUUUAUAAAAAAAAAAGAUUGUCAGCACUUUCACUUUAUACAUUUGAAAUCCAAUGUGCUGCAGGAGAUCUCAAACAGACGGUAUUCAACGAGGAACACUUUUCCUCCAUAGUUACGUUAUGUAUUGGUUCGAUUGGAGGAUUCAGGUUGAAUUGUAAAUUAUCUUGACAACAAUAUCUAAUGAAAUUGUAAAAAAAGCACAAACGUGAAUGUGAACACAGCAAUAUAUGAAAUAGGACGUUUAAAGAAGACCUGAUUAAAGAGGGGACGAAGCUGUUUCAAUAGUUCUGUGUGACUCUAAUCGUGUCCCACUUUCCUCCUACACAUCCACCUGUUCUAGAAAACGUCUCGUACAGGAAGCCAAAUGAAGAAAAGGUUGUUUAAGAGGCCCUAUUGUCCCUGUUGGGGGUUUCCUGAACACAUCCCUUCGUAACACUCGCACUCCUAUUGGCUAGCGCUAAGGGGCGGGACAUCUCUAAGCACGUUGACCAAUCACAACAAAGCCGGUCCAGCUAACCAAUCAGAGCAGAAAUAGGGCCUCUUUAAUUAUUUGCCUUUUUUAUGACGUUAUUAUAAUUACAAAUGUGUUUCGGGGCAAGCACUUCCAAAUAUCGAGUCAUUUCAGUUUCCAUGCUGGUGUUUUUAAAUGCAGAAAACUCAGAAUAAGUAUAUUACAUUACAUAACAUACUUUAGCUGAUAUAUAUUGGAAUGUAAUAUACGUAUUCUGCGUUUUGUGUAUGUAAAGCACUAAAUACGAGGUAUAUAGUAUGAAAGUGGGACACAAACACCGACGUAUCUUUUUCGAAUCGCAUCACAGGACAGAUCUGGAAUGCUGGAUUGUAUCUUUACUCGUCCUACUGAUAAAAAACCUCUUUGUUUCCUCAUCAGUCGCUCUGGUGAACAUCUGCCCAGAGAACAUGGUUUAAUGCAUCGACCAGCCGUCAGAACGUCUACCUUCAGUUCAAGUGCCUCUCGUUUGGAGUACAAACUAUGGACCUGUUUUCCUUUGAAUGUAUUCUCCCAUUCUCACCGCUUUGCCAACUCCUCAGUUUCUGCCUUAUAUCAAACUUCCUAUUUCUAACUAAAUGGCUGACUCACUGUCACUGAGCCACGUCUCCCUGGCAUCUGUGCAUAUAGACACAGUUGAGUCAUUGUGUUGACUUUAACUAUCAGGAACUAGAUUGUUGACACACACACACACACACACACUUUGAGUCCAAGGGCUUAUUUGAGUCCUGCUGCUUAAGUGACCUUAACCUGACUGUCUUUUUCUACCGUCGAUGUUUUAAGAGUUACUGAAGUGUUUGUUCAAACUGUAAAUGAUAUCGUAGUCUAGUUUCCAGCUUAGUGAACCUGGAGAUGUUGAAGACCCCAAAGUGUUAUGUUAUAAAUGUAGAGUAGGGUCUCCAGCACAUAGGAACUGCCGGACGAACCUGCACAUGUUGGGAAGUUUGCACAAUUAGCAUUAAUGCAGACAUUAUUUAAGAAAUGGCUUGGCCGAUUUGGAGUUGUUUUGGAGGUUAUUGAGGAUGCCGAGUCCAUUUCUGACAUUUUCAGGAUCAGAAAUUACAGUUUUAACUAGAAAGUAUCCAUAUUUGUGCUUUCUGUGAGUUGACUACCAUGAGUGGUGUUGGAUAUAGAAAGCACAAGAUGAACAUUAUCACAUCCAGAUGAUCCAGAGUCCCCUAAAUCCUUCAAAUCGACCCAGAAUGUAUCAAAUGCAUUCCUCAGAGUACACAUAUGGGCGUAAUCUGGUUAAAACUAUCAUUUUUUAAUCCUGAAAAUGUCAGAAAUGGACUUCAAAACAUCCUCAUAACUCAGAACAUAACUUGCUCAAACUAUUGUCCACAUAGGCUUUAAUUGUAACUAAUGCUUAAUAACACAACCUAUGCUAAUUAGUUAGCAUCCGGCACUUUCUAUGUGCUGUGACCCCUUCUAUACAUUUCUAACAUAAAACGUCGGGGUACUCGACAUGUUCUGGACCCUCUGAGCUGGUGAACAGACUAGAAUGUAGAAAAAGACCAAAACCAUGUGACGGCGACCUCUCCGUCUGUAUGUUCCUCAAACGCUUUAAUGCCAGCCCCCCGUAGGAUGGUCCUGUUGAACUGAUUGUAAAUGGGGGGGGUCUCGGUGUAUCUAUGCAGUACUCGGUCCUGUUUGUGUGGACCAAUCAGAUCACACUUCUGCUGUAGAUUCAGAAAAAAACCUUUAAUGGAGUUUAAUAAAAAAAAAAGGCACAAAUUCUUUGAUUAUCAAAUGAACACCGGUCUGUUAUGAAAUGUUAAUUAAUAUUUAUAAUAAUGUUUUGCGAGUGCGCGCGAAGUGCACUUGAAGACUUGUACAAUUCUUUGAUGGGUGUAAAUAUUCUGUCUGUUACUGUAACCUGUUGUAAGAUACACACUGUUUACUUUGCAAAUAUGUGCAAAUUAUAUAUUUGGUAACUAAAUGAACUUGUAAAUAAAGCUUUCAUUGUUUCUAAAGGAACGCUGACUUCAUUCUG
This is a messenger RNA of Gymnodraco acuticeps, 13364 nucleotides long. RefSeq names its product centrosomal protein 350 (gene cep350). Gene Ontology annotation, biological process: microtubule anchoring. The record is from RefSeq and is a predicted model, not a curated record. NCBI's taxonomy places the organism in Eukaryota, Metazoa, Chordata, Actinopteri, Perciformes, Bathydraconidae. Gene Ontology annotation, molecular function: microtubule binding. The transcript is spliced from 42 exons. Gene Ontology annotation, cellular component: centrosome. Bases 359 to 9271 code for a protein of 2970 amino acids.